GUAGAGUUGUCAGAGCAGCAGCGAGCUAAGAUAACGGACUGGACGCUGUUGUCAUGUCAAGAGCAACCUGUCCCCUCACAACACAGGGCUGUUAACGAGGUCACCUCUCCACAUAUCCGCCUCUGGGUAGGGUCAGAAGAUAUAAACCUGGGAGCAGAGCACUAGAGUGAGAUGAAAUGACAACGUCAACAUUACAGAAAGCGAUUGAUCUUGUGACCAAAGCCACAGAGGAAGACAAGGCAAAGAACUAUGAGGAGGCCUUGCGACUGUACCAGCACGCUGUGGAGUAUUUCCUACAUGCCAUCAAAUAUGAGGCCCACAGCGACAAGGCGAAGGAGAGUAUACGAGCAAAGUGCAUGCAGUACCUGGACCGGGCGGAGAAACUUAAAGACUAUCUGAAAAAUAAAGACAAACAGGGAAAGAAGCCUGUUAAGGAGGCACAGAGCAAUGACAAGAGUGAUAGUGACAGCGAGGGUGAAAACCCAGAGAAGAAGAAACUGCAGGAGCAACUUAUGGGUGCCAUCGUAAUGGAGAAGCCCAAUGUCCGGUGGAAUGAUGUGGCUGGGCUGGAGGGAGCUAAGGAAGCUCUGAAGGAAGCCGUCAUCUUGCCCAUCAAAUUCCCUCACCUCUUUACAGGCAAGCGGACUCCGUGGAGAGGCAUCCUGCUGUUCGGCCCUCCGGGGACGGGGAAGUCGUACCUGGCUAAGGCCGUCGCCACCGAGGCCAAUAACUCCACCUUCUUCUCCGUCUCCUCCUCAGAUCUCAUGUCGAAGUGGCUGGGAGAGAGUGAGAAGCUGGUGAAGAACUUAUUUGACCUGGCUCGCCAGCACAAACCCUCAAUCAUCUUCAUCGAUGAAGUGGACUCUCUGUGCGGCUCCAGGAACGAGAAUGAGAGCGAGGCCGCCCGCCGCAUCAAGACAGAGUUCUUGGUCCAGAUGCAAGGUGUGGGAAACAACAACGAUGGUAUCUUGGUGCUUGGAGCCACCAACAUCCCCUGGGUGCUAGACGCCGCCAUCCGCAGAAGAUUCGAGAAGCGUAUCUACAUCCCUCUGCCGGAGGAGCCAGCUCGGUCUCAGAUGUUUCGUCUUCAUCUGGGCAACACGCCACACAGCCUGAGCGAGGCUGACAUACGGCAGCUCGCCCAUAAAACGGACGGCUACUCCGGCGCCGACAUCAGCAUCAUCGUCCGUGACGCCCUCAUGCAGCCUGUUAGGAAGGUCCAGUCGGCCACCCACUUCAAAAAGGUUCGUGGUCCAUCCCGAAGCAACAACCAGUUGAUGGUGGACGACCUCUUGACUCCUUGUUCUCCUGGUGACCCUGCAGCCGUAGAGAUGACCUGGAUGGAUGUGCUUAGUGAUAAGCUACUGGAGCCCAUAGUCUGCAUGUCGGACAUGCUGCGCUCUCUGUCCACCACCCGUCCCACAGUCAACACAGAAGAUCUCUUUAAGGUCAAGAAGUUCACAGAGGACUUUGGGAUGGAGGGCUGAGAGACAGAGCCCCACCCCACCCCGCCCUGCCCCACUUCUCCCCGGUCCAAGAGAGGGGUCAAACUGCUCCUAAUAAACCCCCCACCCCCUACCUAAUGCUAUACCAUCCUGUAAGCUUUCAUCUCUCCGCUGAGCGCUUGGUUCACUGCCUCUCACGGAUUUCAAAAUAAAUGACUGGUCUUUUCCGACAAAAAAAAAAAAAAAGGGCAAGAAAUCUUGUACUUGUAAUCAUCCGGGCUCGAGUUUUUGAAUCCUUGGAGGAAGUUGACCAAAUGCUACAAUAGAAAAUCUUGGUGUGAUUUGGUAGUUGGACUAUAGAACCCAUGUCUUUCACCCCAUUUCAGACAAUGCUCCAUGAAAGCAGCCACUACGGCGUAUUCACGACAAGAACUUUUCAUCUAACCUGCGUUGACGUGAAGAAAAGCUGCGUUUGAAUCUAAAAUGCACACAGUUUGUCCCCCUCUGGGCCGAGUCUAUCUGACUGAAGGACUGUACAUUUGUUUGCCUUUGUGCACUUUGCUCCGGGUCGCAAUGAAGGACAGAGACGUUUGAAGAAAACAAAAGCAGAUAGUUCUCCUGCCAGGCAUGCGAGUGUGUGAAUGCAUCUUAAGUGUUUUUAUGAAACUUGUGUGUCUUAAUGUAUAUGUCUAUAUGUUGAGAGCCCUGUUAUUUGAUGAAGAGUUAAUUUAAUGAGUCCUCACUGCCUCAGUGUCCCUUCUACAGCUCUUAGUGUGUCUGCAUCAGGCCGGUACCUCAGUCUGAGCGACGCGUUCAUGUUCAAUAUUUACAAUACAAGAGAUGUGCUUGACUGAGAGCCAAACACCACGUCUCCUCAGUCCAAAACUUGAAAAAGUGUUUGUUUUUUUAACUCAGUCGUAAACCUCUGGUCGGUUUUAAGAAAACAAUCUCACCACAAGGUUCAUUUAGUAGCUAUUUUGGAGCUUUCGGUCAUAUCAUGUGAUCUUCUUCAGCAGAUGAAGCAGUAUUACAAAUGUUCAAAUUCCCAUUUUUUUUCUAUCCACAUUGGCUCAGAAUUUGAGGUUGAAAGUUCAUACUUGACCUUGGAAAACAACAUUGAAUAGCUUUUCCGGAGCUUUUGAUUAUAUCACAUGAUCUUCAUCACUACAGCUUUUAAGCCAGCAUUGAUGAGAAGUCCAUGAAAGAAAUUCUGGGCAACCUGAUGAAGAUCAUGUGAUACGAUUGAAAGCUCAUAGAUGCUGUUUCCAAGGUCGAGAAUGAGCUUUGAACCUCAGCUCCAGUUGCUUUAUUUAAAUCAGCACUCCAUUUCCCAGAAUACACUUGUCUGUGUGGUUGUGUACUGUGAUGUCUUCCCUCUUGGAUUUUCUUUUAUUGAAGUUUGUGUCUGUUGAAAACAGAAAUAUUUUAAUCAAGCACAUCUCUUUAAAUCAAACAUCUUGUUUUAUUUGCCCGAACACUAUUUAUUCAACUUGACUGACUAUAAUAGAGGUACAGUAUGUUUACACUUGAAGUAUUUAUUUUGUUGAUGUUUCAUGAUGGAGUUUUUUUUUCCUUUUGGGAGGCAGAUGUACACACCAAGUUCUACUCUGAGGCAGACGCCACCCUAUUGUUUCAUUACUGUCUGUUCAGGCCUGGCUUUCCUUCUCAAGCUUAAAUAGUGUUUGUCCUGUUGUCAGCUUAGAGACAUAAAGGAAAGCUAGCCCUAGGAGCACACGGUUAGUCAUUUCCAUAUAACCUUUUUAAAUCUGCUAUUAGAUGUUUGUUCUGUACCAUCUCUCUGACCUCUCACUAUUACACCAGAACCACAGGCUUGUCUGCGAACUCAUGUCAUGUGAUAGCUCAGCGCUAGUAUCCCUGUGUGUUUGUGGAGGAGGUACAUACUGGGUCAAGCGUGAGGUCACUUAUUAACGUCCCUGUAAGGGGAUUUAACCUGCCGCUGGUCAUGUAACCAUUACUACUGAUUUAACCUGCAUUAAUAAAAACUGACAUUUCAAAUGACAAAAAGGCA
This is a messenger RNA of Sebastes umbrosus (honeycomb rockfish), 3474 nucleotides long. It is a transcript of the gene vps4a, whose product is annotated as vacuolar protein sorting 4 homolog A. The coding region runs from base 177 to 1487 and encodes 436 amino acids. NCBI's taxonomy places the organism in Eukaryota, Metazoa, Chordata, Actinopteri, Perciformes, Sebastidae. The transcript has 11 exons. The record is from RefSeq and is a predicted model, not a curated record. Gene Ontology annotation, biological process: vacuole organization; endosomal transport. Gene Ontology annotation, molecular function: ATP hydrolysis activity; ATP binding.